Messenger RNA from Haemorhous mexicanus (house finch), 1542 nucleotides. It is a transcript of the gene KCNRG, whose product is annotated as potassium channel regulator. The record is from RefSeq and is a predicted model, not a curated record. Gene Ontology annotation, cellular component: endoplasmic reticulum. The coding region runs from base 65 to 895 and encodes 276 amino acids. Gene Ontology annotation, molecular function: protein binding. The transcript has 2 exons. Gene Ontology annotation, biological process: protein homooligomerization; negative regulation of delayed rectifier potassium channel activity. NCBI's taxonomy places the organism in Eukaryota, Metazoa, Chordata, Aves, Passeriformes, Fringillidae.
AGGAAAGAUCAAGCCACAUAGGUGUAGAUCAGAGAGCUGCGAUUCCUGAGUGGCUGAGGCAGCCAUGAGUAGUCGAGAGGUGGUCGUUCUGAGUGUGGGAGGUGUGAGGUUUGUAACCCGGGCUUCCACCUUGCAGCAGUUCCCUGAGUCCAGGCUGGCACGGAUGGUGAAUGACGAUGACCGGGAAUUUAAACUGGUGAAUGGAGAGUUUUUUGUGGACAGAGAUGGAGCUUUGUUUAGUUACAUCAUGGACUUCUUGAGGACUCUCCAGGUGUCCUUACCACCUGAUUUCUCAGACUAUCAGAAGCUGCAGAGAGAAGCAGAAUUCUAUGGUCUCUACCCCCUGGCCAACCUCCUGAGCCAAGAACAUUUGCUGAAGCCGAGGCUGGAGAUCUUGGAAGUGCGUUUUUCUCUCCAAGAAAUGCAGGCCUUUUUCCGGAUCUUUGGUUCCUGCAGUACCACCAUUGAGGCACUAGCUGAGCAGAUCACUGUGUUUACAGGGCAGCAGUCAGGACAGGGCUGGAACAGCCCUUUUCCUUCCCAGAAACCACUUGUUCCACUUCCUUUGGAAAGACCCUCUCAUCACGAUAUUGUUUUUCUGUGUGGCACUGAGUAUUCUGCUGGUGACCAGUUCGUGGCCAGGUAUGUUUCCAUAAAGCCUGAUAAGAGAAAGCUGAUUAAUGGUACUAAUGUGCUAGGCCUGCUGCUUGACUCUUUACUCAAAGAUGGAUUUCGCCUCAUAAGCACCAGGACAGUCGCCAGUGAAGAGAAGGUUGAAUGCUACACUUUUGAAAGGAUGAAGAGGGCAGCAGGCCUUGCCAUCAUGCUGAACCAAACCCCAGGGAGCUCUGGCGUAGCUCAGGCAAGGAGAGGCCAAGUACAGAAAGGGAAAUAAGGGCUUUUCCUUCCAUCUUUUGAAUGUAGAAGAGGAAUGUGUCAGCACUACUGGCCUUUUUUGUUGUUGUUGUUUUGUCUUGUUUGAAACUGCAGCUAUUGAGGGAAGUAACAAACACAUUUUCUUUCAAGUAUUUAGGGGAAAAAAUUACUUUCUUGCCUUUUACUGCUCUACCCUCUUUAAGUAAGAGAAGCCCAGAUUCAAUACUGGGUUUGUGGACCAGAUUUCAGCAAUUCCAAGAGUUGUUUUUGUUUUUUCUCUGUGGCUAAAAUUUACACGAGGAGUCACAAAACAUCAGCUAUCCCUUCCAGAAAAUUGUUUUUAUGUUCUGUGCUAAUCUGCAAGUAGGUUUUAAAAACACGGUAAUACAUGAAGAUGCUGCAACUGUCAUCCCAACAGUUAGGAGAAGUGGCUGGGGGAGGAAUGCAAACCCCAAUGACUGAUUAGUGCUUCCACUCACUGACUCUUGCAGUUGGCUGGGAGCAGUGUAAGGGGAACAUCCCAAGCUGUGCUGCUCUGUGGCUUUGUGAAAGCCAUCGCUGAGGUCUGUGAAAUAAUGUAUGACUGUCUCUUGUCCUCUCCUCACACUCUGGUGGCAUUGAGAUGCUCUUUGGUUCUGAGAAUUAAAUUAUAAAGAUCUUUGUGAA